AACAAAACAAACCAUAGUGUCCUUAGCUGCUAAGAAAUGGAUACUAUUUAAACCAUCGAUUUCUCCUCCUUUCGUUCAUCCCUGAAAUCACAAACAAAGCGAUCACCCCAACAAAGUCACUGCGCGAUGGAGCAAGCACUCCUCUCUGAAGAGGAGGUAGAGCAGAAGGGAGAGGAGAAAUGGAGGGUGUACCAGUCCUUGGGAAGGAGUGCUUCUGUCCACGUCCCGACCUCUCUAUCUGGUCGUGGUGAAGAGGUUAGCGUGGAUGAGAUCCGAUCCGCGUCGAUUCAUUCCCAUCCCUACUAUCCGCCUUCACUCCACGGCGCGCUCGUCAGCUCUCCCGAGCCUGAUGCUCCUCCCUAUGCCUAUGAUCAGGCUAUUGUUCACCAGGGAGGCUUUGGUCAAUAUCCUAGUGGAAACAUGUCAAGAGAAUUUGGAAGGAAAAUAUUAGAUGAGGUGGAGAUCCGACAGUUACUUAUUGAUCAUGUUGGGCACCGUUGCUGCUGGGGAAGCCGUCCAGCUCGGAGAUGGAAAAUUGCUGCUGUUGAGGACUGCAAUGUGUAUGUAGGAACCCUAGAGACUUUUAUGGAGGAGAGGGAAAUUGUCAAGGAGAGGGAACCAUAUCUCAAAGGAGAAAUUGAUGAGAAGGACAAAGGACCAGAACUUGGUGUUUGGGAAUUGGAUCUGAGGUCUGAAUUUCCACUCCUCUUUGUGUCACACAAAGAAACAAAGGUUAAAGUUCCUCAUUCUGAAUCCAUUCAGAAAUGCACAGAAUGUGAGGGGCGAGGAGAAAUAGCCUGCCAUACUUGCAAUGCCAAUCAAGAACCUGGAUUUUACAAGGAAAAACAGAUGAGUAGGUGCCCUGCUUGUCAUGGGAGGGGUUUAAUAGCACAUCAAGAUGGUUCUGAUACAACAUGUACAAAAUGUAAUGGCAAGGGACUGCUACCUUGUGCAACAUGUGGCUCGCGUGGUUUAAUUAAGUGUGAGACAUGCAUGGGGCGGGGUUCAAUUCUAACACGCAGCAUUGCACUUGUCAAUUGGAGGACAUUGUCAAACCGGAAAGUUAGUGCUACCACCGCUGCGGCUUCAGUUCCUGACGAAGUGUUCCACAAGGCCAGGGGAGUCCAGCUUUACAACACACAGUCAUACCAAUGCACCCCUGCCUACUUUGCAGAUUCUUAUUUCCUUAACCAAUUUUCGUCAGAAGUCAUUGCGGACAGAUCUCCUGUCCCUCCAUCUGCAAGGAUCAUUUGUGAGAGGCAUAUAAUAUCUGUUGUGCCUGUUACGCGAGUUACAAUGGUCCAUCGGAAGCAGUCCUUUAGCUUUUACAUAAUUGGAAUCAGCAAUGAGAUCUAUAUAAAGGACUAUCCUUCAAAAUUCUGUUGGGGCCUCUGCUGCUGUUUGGAAUGGUUGAAGAUGUAGUCACUCCAAGCCACCAUAAAUAAUGGGCAGCCAUUCUCCAUUGCUUCUCACUCUUGGUGGAUAAAUAAUGUUUAUGUUGUGAAUUGAGUGUUAUCUGUGUUGUUUUGAGUGAACCUGAAUCAUACAGAGCAGAGGUAGAGAUAUAAAGCCUUGUUGAUGUCUAUUUUGCAUAUAUGCAGUUAUACAUGUUAUGGUUUGGUAUAGGUCCCUGUUUGUAGCUGAGUCUGAUGUCUUAUUUAAAUGUAUCAGUUUCUUAUACAAUGUACUGCCCUUGCAAGAAAUGAAAUUUUGUGUGUUGUUCA
Messenger RNA from Dioscorea cayenensis subsp. rotundata (Guinea yam), 1724 nucleotides. RefSeq names its product protein SSUH2 homolog. The record is from RefSeq and is a predicted model, not a curated record. NCBI's taxonomy places the organism in Eukaryota, Viridiplantae, Streptophyta, Magnoliopsida, Dioscoreales, Dioscoreaceae. The transcript is spliced from 7 exons. The coding region runs from base 127 to 1422 and encodes 431 amino acids. Gene Ontology annotation, molecular function: heat shock protein binding.